GAGACCUCUGCUCCGUAAAACUUCAGUAGAGACUCCAUGCAGAUUUCCUGCGUCUGGUUGAGAGGAAGACAGAUUAAUUUAAAAGAAGCAAACCCAAUUCUGCUGACCUGAGCGCCACAAGUGACGGAGCUCCACUGUGGAUUUUAGCGUCACAGCCGCUGAGCGAGCUUCCGUUUGGUUGUUAAAGCAUUCAGGCUGAAGCAGCUCAGACUGCCUGCCUGCAUCUCUCGUCGAGCAGUCUGGAGACAGGCAGGCGUUGGAAUGAACAGGUCCAGUAGGAAUAGAAAAGUUCCCCAGCCUCCAGAAACCAGGUUAACCCGCAGCUCCAGAUCCCAGACCAGGCAUCCAGAACCUGCAGAACCCCAGGACUCAUGGCAGGGUCCGUAUGGAAAGCAACGGAGGAAGCAGCCUGACUCGGCUCUCGCUCAGGACCUCAGCCUGAUGAGUGUGAGCAGACCGGACUCUACAAGUAAAGGAACGAUGUCCGCAGCUGGCAGUGUUCCCAUGCAGGGCUGUCCGUCCUCUGAGUCCACAUCUGAUCAGAUCGUUCCAUCUUCAUUCCCGGUGAAGUCCUCUUCCCGGAGCGGCCUGUUGUCGGUGGCUCGGCUUGUGAAACUGGGCCGCUGUAAGAACAUACUGGUGGUGGUAGGAGCAGGAAUCAGCACACCCAGCGGCAUCCCAGACUUCCGGACUCCAGGAACAGGUCUCUACGCCAACCUGGAGAAGUACAACAUCCCUUACCCUGAGGCCAUUUUCAACAUCGACUACUUCUCCAACGACCCCCAGCCUUUCUUCUCCCUGGCCAAGGCUCUGUAUCCUGGCUGCCACCGUCCCAACUACAUCCACUACUUCAUCCGCAUGCUCCACCACAAAGGUCUGCUGCUCCGCCUGUACACGCAGAACAUCGAUGGGCUGGAAAAAGUGUGCGGCAUCCCCGAAGACAAACUCGUGGAGGCCCACGGUAGUUUUGCCACAGCGUCCUGCCACCUGUGUUACACGCCGUAUCCUGCUGAAGAGGCUAAAGUUGCUAUAAUGACUGACAACAUCCCCACCUGCUCCUUCUGCGCCGCUACUGUCAAACCAGAUGUUGUGUUUUUUGGAGAAGACCUCCCACAGAAAUAUUUUCUCCACACGAAAGACUUCCCCAAAGCGGACCUUCUCAUCAUUAUGGGGACUUCUUUAAAGAUCGAGCCUUUUGCUAGCCUGGUGAAUACGGUGCGCUCCACUGUGCCGCGCCUGCUCCUGAACCGUCAUGCUGUGGGCCCCUUUGAGAGGGUCCCGCUGCGGAGAGGAGACCACAUGGAGCUGGGGGAUCUGGCAGACUCGGUCAGGAGGUUCGCAGAGAUCCUUGGCUGGAGCGGUGAAAUCGAAGAAAUGAUAAGGUCUCAGGAUAAGUUGUCCUUUCUGCAGGGCAUUCCUCCUGUGGUAACCAAUGGACCAUCUUCAUCAGAGACAGAAGACGUGAAGACAUCCAGACCAGGAGCUGAAGGAAGCUGCAGCGAGGACAACGACUCAGAAACGGACAGCAAAAGCUCUGCGUCUUCAAGAGCAAGCAAAUAACUCCUCAGCCUACAAUACAACAAAGGUUCAGGAGAAACUAAUUUCAGCUGCUCUGUAAAUAUGCAGCUUGCUUUGCUUCACAUCUUUCAUAGUCAAUGUGAAGUGUUUAUUUUGUUUAUAUGUAGAUAUAAGGUGGUUGAUCUAGUUUCCAUCCAGAAGACUAGUAAAUAUUCCCCAAAGUGAUUUUAUAUCUGAGGCUAAUAAAGUUGUUUUAUCUCAAUCAUUCACUGGUCAGUAUUUAAUAAAUGUUUCUCUUUGCAAAGAA
Gambusia affinis (western mosquitofish) is the source of this 1825-nucleotide messenger RNA. RefSeq lists its product as uncharacterized. NCBI's taxonomy places the organism in Eukaryota, Metazoa, Chordata, Actinopteri, Cyprinodontiformes, Poeciliidae. Bases 262 to 1560 code for a protein of 432 amino acids. The record is from RefSeq and is a predicted model, not a curated record. The transcript has 8 exons. Gene Ontology annotation, molecular function: NAD+ binding.